Penicillium alfredii is the source of this 5013-nucleotide messenger RNA. Its product is annotated as nuclear pore complex Nup192/Nup205 family protein. Gene Ontology annotation, cellular component: nuclear pore; nuclear pore inner ring. NCBI's taxonomy places the organism in Eukaryota, Fungi, Ascomycota, Eurotiomycetes, Eurotiales, Aspergillaceae. Bases 1 to 5013 code for a protein of 1670 amino acids. The record is from RefSeq and is a predicted model, not a curated record. Gene Ontology annotation, molecular function: structural constituent of nuclear pore. The transcript is spliced from 5 exons. Gene Ontology annotation, biological process: nuclear pore organization.
AUGGCAGAGCUUCAGGAUAACCUGGCUGGCCUUCGUGGCCUGUAUCAGGACCUCUCUGCACUUUCGGACUCCUCGUUUCUCAAUAUCGAACGUCUCUGUGUUGAAUUGGAGACGCAUAUUCACGACUUCCGAAAACUCCUUGACAAGCCCACGAAAAACAAUGCCAGUCGCCAGGCAGUUCUUUCAGGGAAGAUAACCGUCGCGGAAGUUGAAUACUCGGUCAAUGAAGACUUUCAGCAGGGGACACUUCAAGUCGCCGAUGCGCUGAACAUCGAUGAACUACAAGCGGCCGUGAUGUUCUUGGGCGCCCAAGACGACUCGCACGUACUGGAUCGGCCUCCUGUCAUCACAGCCAUUAUGCGAUUCCAUGAGCGCCGACACUUCCUUCUGGAAUGCUUGCGCCUUAUUUUCCGGGAAUCCUCAGAGGUGGAGCGCGAAACGACACAGGUUAUUAUGCAAGAAACGCUGGCCCAUGUCUUGGAAAUCAAGGACAGCCCAUUGCGAAACGCAUCGCUGUUCGCAAGGAAAGGCAUGGAUUCCAUGGCCGAUAUUGAAAAAUGGCUGUCUCUUCUUGGAGAUCAAGUACAGAAAGCGUCAAUAGUUGGUCAAGGAGAAGACCGUGAUAUCAUGGAGGCCAUUGAAUACCAGCGUCGCAGCUUGCAGCAGCAACAUGAGUCUCUGGGGGCCAUUCUGUUUUACUUGUUCAAAGGGACAUACACGAGCACCGAGGACUUUCGUAUCUUGAUGAAUCAGUUGAAAAAUUUGGAGCGAUUUGAUGGGCUUCUGAUCCACUACAUUCCGGUCACAAUUGCGUCCUUCGUGCAACACGGCUCUCCAGAGGGUUCAGGCUCCCACAAGGAGGCUCGAAGCCUAGACUCGAUCAUCACUACAUCCAAAGAUGGUCAAGGUUGGAAGCUGCCCAACUUUCAUGCUGCCAUCAUUGCGCUAUGGUUGGCAGUCUACAGUGGGUGGUAUUUUGACGUUGGCCCGUCAUCUCCUGGUCCAGGAGUGGAUCCUGAAAAGGAAGCGGAAGAGCGUACGAAGAUGUUUAUGACUGCCCUCGACGAUGGCGCUCUUGACUUUAUGCUUGCAAUCUGCUCUGGCGUCAACAAUGAAGAAUGGGCUGACCCGGCACGCAGCGAGCUGGUGGCACUUUUAUUGCGAGAGAGCGUCGUAUCGUUGCCUGAGUCUGAACCUUGCUCUGGGUACAUGAAAGAGCUGUUGAUGGAAAACUUCGAAGCCUUUGUGGAAUCAUGUAUCGCAAACAUGCCCGACGCAGUGCGGAUGCUGAAGUCAGAGGAAGACACCCAAAGAUUGGAUCAGAUCACUGCCCUCAGGGAUGGCCUGACAUCUAGCCUUCAUCGGGGCUUGGUAGAGGCACGAACCCAUCUCGAAUCUCUUCUGAUGGUCAUUUCAUUUGCUUUUGAACAUCGACGAGAUGCUGCUCAGGAAUUCUGGGCCGACCCUGAUGGUAACCUCUACGGCUUCCUCCAGUGGGCGUCAAAACGGCAGACUGUUCCUCGAGUGAGUGCCUUUUGUGAGAUGCUGUGCUCCAUCUCCGAGGGUGAAGAAAAUGCGACUGCGGUGCACAGGUUCUUGUCAGAAGAAGACAAGUUCAUGGCCUCGAAGUUCAAGCGAUCUACGACGAUGAACUGGACGCAGAUGUUUGCCGAACUGCGACUUUAUGCAUCUCGAGUCACUGAGAAGCCUUCCAGUAGUACUACCUCGCAAGGGAUGUUGCGCGCCCGCAAGCCGGAGCCGGUGGACAUGAGCGAGCCAGAAAGCCCGGUGAUGUUGACAUGCUAUCUCCGGCUGAUGGGUCACCUGUGUAAACAGAGUAGAACCAUACGGGAGUGGUUGCUGCAAAACGAAUCAUUCAAUAUCGUCAACAUUUUGUUGACGUUGUGCAGUGGCCCGAUCCCGUCCCAUCUCAGAGCAACUACGUUCUCCACACUAGCAGCAUUGAUGACCGACAGGACAUCCGUGCACGGAAACGAAAUGUGGCUCUCGGUUGACCAAUGGCUAUCAGGUGGAUCUAUGGGUGCUUCGGGAAUCGGUAAAGUGCCACUGGUCUCCAAUCCUCCAGUGUGGCACGCGCAGCAAGCAUUGCAAAAGAUUGGCGAGAGUUUCGACCAAACGAAUGCGUUCGUUGUCCUUGUCAACUCACUAAUCACUCCCGCCUCCGAUUUGGCCACUGAUCCCCUGUCGCUGCCUUUCCCAGAGUCUCUGGGUGGAACAUAUCGCAUGCCAGGAAUUGAGCCCUACACUGAUUUUAUCUUGGGGCACGCGUUUUCGCGGAAAAUCCAGGACCUCAACGACUAUCAAUCCCGGUUACUAACUUACAACUGUCUGCAUUUUGUUGUAGAGGGUUUGAAAUCUUUCAAUGAAGACUUGGUCUCUGUUCUGAGCUCGCCCACAGUCGCUUCGGAUCCUGCCAAAACAUCGACCCUGGUCACUUAUGUUCGCCUUCAUCCAUUCGCUCGAGUUGUGGAGUGGCUUUUCAAUGAAGAUGUCCUCAGAGCCCUGUUUGCAACAGCCCACCAAGAUAUCUCGGAGGUUGCUCAGGCAUCAUCCGACUCGGUCCUGGUCUCUACCUUGCUCCGAAGCAUCGAAGUGAUGAACCUCAUCAUGGACCUUCAAUCGACAUAUUUCCACAUUGUGCGGUCUUUGAUCAAGUCCCAAGCUGGGGGAAAUAGAACCACCGUGGCAAACUCAUCCCUCGCCUCGUUGGAAGACAGCGUGCUGAACAACCUGGGUCUCAUCCCCGCACUGUGUCUCUAUUGUGGCACUGGGCAUGAGCAGCUUACCGUCACCUCCAUGGCCUUGCUGGAGAAGCUCACAAGCUCCAGAAAGCUCAACAAGAUGUCGUCGCCUGAACUUCUCAAGUGGCAAUCUUCGAACAAAAUUGUGGAGGUUCUGGCUACCGAAGUGGAAGUUGAUAGUGUAUCGCGUCCACUUGUAUCCCAGAUGGAGCCUGACCCGAGGGAACUGGAGUUCGGCUCGCAAUCAGCCGGCUACGUCAUUAGAGAAAGUCUUCUUGCUCUCUUGAACAGCUGCCUCGCGAUGAUUACAGAUCGCCCGACUGUAGCUCAUCUCCUUCUUGGUUUUGGCUGCGUGGGCAAUAUGCUUGAUGUGUCGUCGGAGGGCCUGCUCGCAAACCAAAUGUCACUGUUGCAUGCUAUCAUUGGCUUCCUGCAAACUUACCCUGACGACUUGGAUGGGAGCAUUACAUCAUGGAUGGUGCACCUCAAACGUAUGGCAUUCGAAGUCCUGAGACAUUUGUGGUCAUCGAAACUUGCCACUUAUUUCACACUUGGCGAGAUGCGUGCCCAGGGCUUCCUUCUCAACAUGUUCGCUGUCCAGCCCAUUGUCGGGCCAAACACAACCUGGAAUGGCUAUCCGGUCGUUUCAGAUGAAUUUUGGCUCUCUGAUGCCACUUCUGCUCUGGCUGAGUUCCUUCUCUACCGAAGUCAUUUGUUCGCAUAUGCGGCGACCGAGAUUCGUUCGGCCGCCAAGGUCGGAUCACCGACCCUCCAAGCAGGGAUUUUGUCGACUCUGCUUGGGAACUCAGUCUUGGACAAUGGCGAAACCGUUCCCAAUCCAACCGUGUUUGACCUCUUUGAUUUUGCCGAUCUUGAUGUUGGACGGGAAUUCAACCCCCCUGCGCUCUCCUUGCUUGACCAGAUCGCUUUUGAGGUUUGCGCCAAACAAGAAGAGGAUUCGUUGGUCCUUUACAACAUUGCUGAGAUGGAGGAGUUGAUCCAAGUUCGGAAAGCAGAAUUGCUGGCCAGUGGCCCUCCACGCCCCCAGGACGAGGAGCAAUUCCUGGCCGAGGCAGAAAGUCUGAAGUUGUUCGUUCUUGCAACCAACCAGAGCCGCCAGAUUCAGCACAAUCGUUACCUCGCCCUUCGGUCCUGGACGGAGCUCAUCACCACAAUUAUCACCUGUUCCGCAAUGGAUGACGGGAGUCGACCGACUUUCAUCUCUCACACCAUCCAAAUGAUUCUUCCGAAGCUCGAGACUGCGAUUGAGGGCGACUUACCAGAAGCCCUCGAAUUGGCACGGUUGGCUGAAACAUUGAUCAACCGGAUUGUAUCCGACAUCUCUAAAACACUUGCUUCCCGCAGUGGAGAUGUCAUUGAUGAAAAGCUCCACCAACUCUUCCAGAUCUGCAUUCGAGGCAUUGGCUUGGCAACAGGGAAUGUGUCCCUGAGAGAAAUCCUUUACAGCAUCUCUUCUCAGUACAUAACCCGCAUUACGUCGUCUGAUUCGACUCACGCGAGUUUGCGGCACCACAGCCAACAAAUCAUCAAGACGGCCGGGCCCGGUCUGAUUGAGACUAUUUGCGAUGAUGCAUAUACUGGCCAGGAGGCAUGCCGUGCCUCCGCCCUUCUCCUCCUGAACUGUCUGGCAAUUCUGGACAGCCGGGCAGACUGCAUUCUCGCGGGGCUGGUCUCGCAAUCCAACUAUUUGACUCUUUUCCUGGACGCCAUUCGAACUCUACCGCUUGAGCUGCGGGGUUCUCAGGGAAGUGACACACCUGUGCUGCUAGCAUAUUACGAGUCGCUUCUGUCUUUGCUGCAGCAACUCUCUCAGACGAAGAGUGGUGCCACCUAUGUUCUCAAGUCGGGUCUUUUCGAGGCCGUUCGUGAGUCGCAGUUGUUUGCAGCGGAUCCCGACAUUGGCAUCGAUAUCGACAACCCUGAUGCGCUGCGCAAAUACUACGACCUUCUUCUCUCGGUCAUCCGAGUCAUUGUUUCUGCUGUCUUCUCCCGAGGGAUCCACAACGAGCAAAUCAAAGAGCAGACCCGGGUCUUUAUGGCCGAAAACCGGCCAUGUAUGGUGGGGAUCUUCAAGCGGUUUGCCAAAAUCGGGGGAAGCUCCACCCCUGACCACCAUGCAACUCUUUGUGAAUUGGUUAAAUCGUUUAUGGCGCUGGUUGCCGCCACUGAUUUCCUCGAGUUUGAGGACCAGGAAGUUCAGCAGACCGGUCGACCAGCUUUGUUCUCUUGA